This is a messenger RNA of Bombina bombina (fire-bellied toad), 3474 nucleotides long. It is a transcript of the gene MTBP, whose product is annotated as MDM2 binding protein. The record is from RefSeq and is a predicted model, not a curated record. Gene Ontology annotation, cellular component: kinetochore. Gene Ontology annotation, biological process: protein localization to kinetochore; traversing start control point of mitotic cell cycle; regulation of protein ubiquitination. The transcript is spliced from 22 exons. Lineage: Eukaryota; Metazoa; Chordata; Amphibia; Anura; Bombinatoridae. Bases 220 to 2820 code for a protein of 866 amino acids.
GCCGCGUUUUUUUUUAAGUUUGUAUACAUUAGAGCUCUAGUAGUUGUUGCACCGCUCGCAGUUCCGGUGUUUUUACUGAACUUCGAGCUGUAUAUUGUCGGCCCUGCAUGUGGAUUUAUUUAUUUAUUUUCUAGGAUUUUGCUACUCUGAGACUCUCCUUUAGUGUGGUGUCUCAUAGACCGGGUAGGCUUCUGGAUUUCCCCGGACAGCACAGGGUGUAUGGAGCGCUUUGUGUUGGUUAUCAAUUGGGAGCGGAGGUUAGAUAACAGCGGGGACACUCAGCAGAUUCCCGCAGGCUUAGCACAUGCACAGAACAUUUAUACACAACUGAAGGAAUAUUGCCUUAAAAAUACAAACACUUUUCCAGCCUGCUCUCUUUCUGGCAAUCCAGCACCAAGAAAGUGGUUCUUUGCUGUUCAGACCAUUUAUGGAUCCUUUCAGUUCUCCAGUCCUGACUGGGAGGAGUUAUGUCCAGCUGCUCAGCCAGAGGAUAGCGAGGAGGUAGCGCAGACGGCUGUUGAAGAAUGCUUAAGCGCCCUUCACAACACAGAUGAUGAAGAGGAUGACAGCAGAGAUUCUGUUUUACAAACAAAUUUGUAUGAAGAGACCGCAGAAUCCCUUCAUCAGUUAUCAGACAAGCUUCCAGCACCAGGUAGAGCACUGGUGGAUGUCAUUUUGCUAGCACCUGAUGUGCCUAAACUGAAGGACUGUGCUCUUGCAGUGGGGGCAAUAAAGCACUUGAAAGAAUGGCAUUCUGCCAAAAUCACUAUUUAUUCUAAAGAAUGCAAAGGAUGGCAAAAGAUAGCACAUUUCCUCUCUGCUGGUGUAGUGAAUUAUGAGAAUCCUGAGGCUUUAAUUGAUCCAGAAGAGCUAUGGAGGGGUUCAGUUGAAAUAAGUGAAACAAAGUUUAGUUCUGAUGUUGAAUUUCCAGAAUUUUGUAUACGUUCUACCACUGAAGGAAGUUCUCAGGCAUCUUACUUAAGACUCAGUACUACAUUAAAAAGUCAUGUGGAUAAGACCAAAGCUGCGUUACCAGAGGUUUUCCAUUACUUUGGUUCGUCACUGGAGUUUGUUCAGAUGGUGAUGCUUUCUGAACUCCCAUCAUAUUUUAUAUCAAACUGUAUGUUUGAACUAAGUCUGACAAGAAACUCUCUGCAGGGGAAAUCGAAACUGAUGUUGGAUCAGCUGUGCUCUCUAAAUGAAAAGGUAGGUGCCAUCUUUAUGUUACCAUGUAACGUCUGCAGCCUGCCCAUUCCACCCGCUCUUCAGCGUAGCACACGGAAAUGGAAAGAAUAUAUGUCAAGGAAACCAAAGGUGAUCAAAGUUCCAGGCACAGAGUUAAAAGGGGAGUACUGUAGUUACUAUUUCCUAAUUCAAUACAAGGACAGUGGAGUGUGCAAAGCGACAUUGCUUCAUUCUGCUAGCCAGAUCAAUGGAGCAGCAUCUCUGGUUUUGUUACAUAGGAAGCUGAAUAAUAAACAGGAAGAGCAACAUAAAUUUAAUGAAGAAAUCCCUCUGGACUCAGUUCCACAUUUCCAUGGUGAUCAGAUUAUUUUGAGAGAGAAGACUUUGGCUCAAACUCAGGCCUUAGCUGUUAAGGAGUAUUUAAAGAGACUAGAAAUCACUCCUCACACCGCACCUAAUGUUAACGCGCUUAAGACCCUGUUGGCACUUACAAGGGAUCAUGUGUUUGGAAUUUGUGAAAACCACAUAAAUAACAAUUGCAAGCUUUCUUUGAAUACGUCUCUUUCAGGGACAGUAGCAACAGAUACAGAAAUCACAGAAUUAAAUCCAUCAGAGUGGCCAGAAAGGAACGUCCUACAGAAUUUGGAAAACUUUGAAAAAAUAAAGCAGAGGAUUAGAGCCUCUAUUCUUUCAAGCUCAGCUGAACAGCUGCUUGGUCGAAAAGAUGGUCAGAAGGAAGGAAUGACCUUACUAGAUGCUAAAGAGCUACUGAAAUACUUUACUCCCCAGGGAUUAGCAAUUGGAGAUCUACAGCCACUGCAGGUUCAACGAGGUGAUAAUGCAUUCCUUUUAACACCAAAGCUUACCCCAAGGAAACUGAAAGGCUUACCCUUUGAAGAAGCAUCAGAAUGUCACUAUCAUGGUCUUGAAUAUUGCCUUGAUAACCGAAAAGCACUUGAACGAGAUGUAUCGUUUUCAGAACUUCAGUCACGCCUUAUUCGAUAUGAAACUCAGACCACUUGUACUAGAGAGUGUUGCCCUAUACCAUUUGCUCUUAGUCCCAUUCCAUCACCUGCUGUUAUAUCUGAGCCUGGUAGCGUUCCUGAUGGAGAAUCAUUGCAAACAGAGCCCAGAGCAGACCCACUAAGGCUUAAAAGACGAUCGAAGGAACUGGAUGUUCUCUUUGCCAGCAAAAGACUUAUGAAAUCUGAUAGUUCAGAUUCUCUGCUAUCCCUUCCAAGUGAAAGUUCUACACUGUCACUAAGGAGUACAAGAGCGAGACCAGAAAAAUCAGACUCUAGCUUGUCUAGUCAACCAUCCAGUAGCCAACUUCAGUCAAGUAAAUCUUCUCAACAGAACAAACGUUUGCCCCAAGAACAGGAGAACAAGGAGUCAAGAUCUCAAAAACAUAACCGGAUGCUAAAAGAAGUAGUAUCAAGAACUCUAGAGAAACAUGGAGUUGGAUCGAGUCACCCAUGCUACGCAGCAUGCAGCCAGAGACUAUUUGAUAUUUCAAAGUUCUUUUUAAAGGAUUUGAAGACCUCAAGAGGGCUUCUGGAUGAAAUGAAGAAAGCUGCCAGUAAUAAUGCUAAACAGGUAAUACAGUGGGAAUUAGACAAGCUGAAGAAGAAAUGACCUAAGAAGAAUGUCAGCUUUUCCCUUUAAUUCUUAGCGGACUAUUGGAAUGUGCUGUGUUGUAAAAUUAAAUACUACUUGUACAUUAAACCUUGUAAUCUAUACAGUCUUAACUUAAACUAUUUACGUAUUCCUCCACCUUACAAUUCUGUGUUUACAUCUGGCACUUUAUCUUCCUGCUCUAACAAUAUUCAUUAUGUUCUACUGCUGGAGAUUCUUUGUUUUCCUGGAACCUAAUGUUCUGUUAACAGAAUAUAUCAGUUUGCUUUAGAAGACUAUAAGCAGUGCAUUAACCCCUUUUCAAUGGAACAAUGAUCCUUGUACAGAGAGAGCCCAGUCACCAGUAUAAUGAAGGCCUUCCUCAAGGUUAUAGAAACUGAGCUUUCGCACUAUGAAUAUAUAAAUGUAAAUAAUAAAUAUCUUGCCAAAUGCCCAUUGCGUGUAUUUUUAUUUAUUUAGUGUAAGUAAUGUAUGUUGUGUUAGAGAAAUGAGAUCUGGAAAACCUAUUAUAGCUAGUCCUUGUCUAAGGAACUAAUUCAUUUAGUUAUACUGAGGGCAACUGUGUUACGUUGUAGUAGUGAAAAUCAGGCAUUUGCUGUUAAAGGGACGUUAGUCUGUUUUUCUGUCUCUCUAAAAUAAAAGUGCUUUUUACAA